CUUCCCCUUUGCUCGCGCCUCUUCAAGAUUCACAAAAACCCUAGAAACCGCCAAACUCCCUCAACGAAGGGAGGCGAGAGAAAGAGCAACCAACGGAAAAGAAGAAAAGUUCAAGAAAAAGUACUCUCUUCACUCUCACCUCUUUUUUUUCUUUGCGAUCUGAAUCUAAAAGCUAAGGUGUCAAAUUGUCAAUGGCAUCUUCAAACCAAGUCCCUGCUGGAGUUAUAGCACCUACUCCUGACGUUGUUGGGAAUGCAUUUGUUCAUCAAUACUACCUUAUCUUGCAUCAAUCCCCGGAACUGGUUCACCGAUUUUACCAUGAUAGUAGUAAACUUGGUCGACCUGAAGAAAAUGGUAUCAUGAGUAUCACAACAACACUGCAAGCCAUCAAUGAGAAAAUACUCGCACUUGGAUAUGGAGAAUUCACAGCAGAGAUAACUAGUGUAGAUGCACAGGAUUCUCACAGUGGAGGAGUACUUGUACUUGUAUCUGGGUAUUUAAUUGGAAAGGACAAACUGAAGCGGAAAUUCACUCAAACUUUCUUUUUGGCUCCCCAAGACAAGGGCUAUUUUGUUUUAAAUGAUAUAUUUAGAUACGUUGAUGAUGGGAAAUGUGAAAGUGGGAGCCCGGAUCCAGUUAUUAAUAUUGAAACUUCUCUAUCUCUUGAGCAAGAUUUUUCACCUGCUAUGGAGAAUCACAUUGAGCAAUCGGAAACUUUGCCAGAAGAAGCUAAUCGGCAAUUGUACAAUUCUUUUGAGGAUGGGGAUGGUUCUAAAGAAGAAGAGGAAGCUCCAGCGGCUGAGGUUGUUGAUGAGAUUCUUGAUGAUUCACAGAUGGUUGCUGAUUCUAACUCCAAAAUUGAGGAAGUGCCUAAGAAAUCAUAUGCGUCUAUUCUGAAGGUUAUGAAGGAGAAUGUUAUCCCUGUAUCAAAUCCUACACAUUCCUCUGUGAAGUCUUCAUCAAAAUCUCAUGAGCAACCAAUACCUGCUGCACCACCGUGUGCUCCAUCAAUAGCAUCUAAUGCAGGGGUUUCCAGUAACAAUGUUGUAGAAAAUGGGAAUAAUCAAGAUGUGGAAGCUGAGGGUCUCUCUAUCUAUAUCAAAGGUUUGCCUUUGAAUGCCACACCUAGCAUGUUGGAGAAUGAAUUUAAGAAGUUUGGACCUAUUAAGAUUGGUGGUAUUCAAGUUCGAAGCCAGAAGGGGUUCUGUUUUGGUUUCGUGGAAUUUGAAAUGGCAAGUUCUGUGCAAAGUGCUUUAGAGUCUUCACCUGUUAAUAUUGGUGGACGUAAAGCAGUUGUUGAAGAAAAACGAUCUACUUCUCGAGGCAACAGAAGUCGGUCGUCACCUGGUUCUGGGGCUGGAUACAGGAAUGAGGGAGCAAGGGGGCGUGGAAACUACAGUGGUGGAAGGGGCUAUGGGAGGGGAGAGUUUGGAAACAGGAGCAAUAACCGAGGAUAUUUCAACCGAGGUGGUGAUGGAUAUACAAGGGGUGAACAUAUGGGAAGUAGUAAUGGUGGCCGUGUGAACCGCUCUGGUGGGCUAGCAAAGAAUGUAGCACCAACUGUAUCCGCCCCUGCUUGAAG
Hibiscus syriacus is the source of this 1582-nucleotide messenger RNA. Its product is annotated as nuclear transport factor 2-like. The transcript has 10 exons. Gene Ontology annotation, molecular function: mRNA binding. The record is from RefSeq and is a predicted model, not a curated record. Lineage: Eukaryota; Viridiplantae; Streptophyta; Magnoliopsida; Malvales; Malvaceae. The coding region runs from base 192 to 1580 and encodes 462 amino acids. Gene Ontology annotation, cellular component: cytosol; ribonucleoprotein complex.